Brienomyrus brachyistius is the source of this 2164-nucleotide messenger RNA. RefSeq names its product hemicentin-2-like. The record is from RefSeq and is a predicted model, not a curated record. The transcript has 5 exons. Gene Ontology annotation, biological process: cell adhesion. Gene Ontology annotation, molecular function: integrin binding. Bases 219 to 1283 code for a protein of 354 amino acids. Lineage: Eukaryota; Metazoa; Chordata; Actinopteri; Osteoglossiformes; Mormyridae.
UACAAUAUUAAUCCCUACAUUUCAUACCAAAGGCGACACCCUUGCGACCGCUUCGAUUCAAAUACGAGCGGUUUUUGUGGAAGGAAGUUGUUGAUGCACGCUUUCUCACCACAUAAACCGCGAAAAGAAUUAUAAUAAGUGCACGCCAUGUCACGACACUCCCUAUAGCUCCCUUCGUCAGCGCAGGGUGGCGAUAGCUGAGAGGGAACAGUGCUUUAAUGGCGAUGGACGGGGGAAGAUGGCCCACACUCGCCGCUCGCAGACUCGUCUUUGUCGCCGCAAUCUGCGCCUUCACAGCUGCUGAUGAUCGCUGUCUUGAGCUCCAUCCUCCCAGAGUGGUGGUGAGACAUGGAGACCCAGUAUCAGUGAACUGCACCAUGUCCACAGAUCACAGGGGGAUGGGCUGGGCAGCUCCAGUAGAUGACGUACCUAAUACACCUGGUGUGAAGUUUCUCAUUUGGAGGGUGGAAAGUCUGACAAUCUGGGACUUAAGGCCUCUGUGCUAUGCAAACCGUCCAGGAAAACCUCAAUGUAAAGAACGUCUCUCAGUCACUGUAUACAAUCCCCCAGACAGUGUUUCUGUCAGUUCUAUGAACUCUACUGACUCCGUGGUGGAGGGGAGUUGGUACCAGCUGAAGUGUGAGAUCCAGAACAUCGCUCCUGUUCAGAACCUCACUGUGAAGUGGUACAAAGGGGACACAUUGGUACGUGAAGACGGAGACUUUGUCAUAAAAGAUGGAAAAACUGACAGCGAAAAGAAACCUGUGAGUGUGUCCUCCACCCUCCUGAUCACUGUCAACAGAACUGCUAACAGAACUCAUGAUAAAGUGCUAUACUGCUGUGGGGCAGAGCUGUACCUGGGACCCGAAGGACCACAACCCCCCCUUGCAGUGAAAUCAACACCCUUCAGUAUCACUGUACACUAUAAACCCACUAUUAAACCAAUAGGCGCACAGCUUCAAGUAAUCCGUGGUAAGUCUGCUGUGUUAAACUGCAGCGCUAAAGGGAAUCCUCCCCCGGUUAUUGAGUGGAUCUUCAACGGCCGGCGAUUACCAACACAGGACGGCAUUUACAACAUCACUGAGACAGAUCAUGAGGGACAUUAUACCUGCAGGGCAAAUAACUCUGUAGGGAUCCAUGAAGAAACAGUGCGGGUGGUUUUUACAGAUUCUCCAAAAUACAUAUUCUGGAUUAUUAUUACAAUAGGAGCACUUUUGGCUGUAGUUCUCAUCCUUCUUGGAUUUUCAAAAUACUGGAGAUCUAGGAGGAACGGAGUCAUCUGACAUGCCAACCCAAGGAAUGACCUCAUUUUUCGUGAGACUGAAGGUACACUAUUGGGAAUCAGAUUUAAAAUAAACAGCUAUUUUCAUACAAUAUCAAGGAUUUUGUAAUUGCUCAGGAUUUUGUUUAAAGGUUCUUCUGAACUUUGUGAUCCUGUUAAGUUCGUACACCUAGUACUGCUGCGGUUCUGACUGCAGUUUGAAAGCGAGACUCCAUGUUCCACGACCUGCAUUUGUCUUGCCUUGAUCGGAGUCUCCUUCCCAAAGCUGCACCUCCGUGUCCAUGUUACACCCCCAGCAAUAAACCUGUGUUUCUUCCCCAAAACCCUGCAUGUGUUUCAAACCCGGAGCCUUCAAGCCUCGUGUAUCACAUAAAAUCCUUCAAAUGCCCGUCACUAAAGUCAGCUGAAGCAGUCGACAGAGUGUUGCUGGAUCCUGCAGGAGCGACAUGUAUCUGCACGUGAUACUGCACUUAGGAGUAAGAUCUCCACAUGUUAUAUUGCACUAACCCAGUGAUCUGUAGACUGAUGUUUAGAGGUGCUGGUAGAGAAUCUAGCUGGAUGAGCGGUUGGGAAAUGGAGAGUUGGGUGCAUUCUUGUUGUAUUACACUGUAAUAAUAACAGUAAAGGUACUUUUGAGGAAGAAGGGUAUUUUUGCAACUAGAAUUUUUGUGCUUUCAAAUAUGCAACCUAGAUUGUGGUGUUUGUGGUUAAUUUCAUAAUUAUAUAACAUGAUGUGAUGAUGAUCUCUGUGGUUGUGUCCCCCCACUCCACGUUGUGCUGAUUCUCCUGCCUGACUAACCAUAUAUAACAGUGUGAGAUUAACAGGAUAACAAACUUUGUGAACAUGUGUGUGCAUUGAAAAUAAAACGAAUUUGAACAGAA